Molecule: messenger RNA, 1332 nt
Organism: Miscanthus lutarioriparius
Lineage: Eukaryota; Viridiplantae; Streptophyta; Magnoliopsida; Poales; Poaceae
Source: the annotation of a GenBank genome assembly
AUGGCUUCCUGCCUUCUCCUUCUCCAUCUCGCCUUCCUCUUCCUUGCAGCAGCGGGGCAGGACAACACCACCAUGGAGCCGGCUUAUGCAUCCUGCUCGACGACGGGCAACUACACGGGCGGCAGCCAAUACAAGAAGAACCUGGACCAGCUCCUGGCCGCGCUCCCGGCGGCGUCCAGCAGCAACGGCGGGUUCUACAAGGGCAGCGUCGGGGCGGGGGCCGACGCGGUGUUCGGCCUCAUCAUGUGCUUCGCGGACAGCAACGCGGCCGAGUGCCUCGAUUGCCUCUCCAGGGCGCCGGCCGGGAUCACGGCGGCGUGCCCGUGCAGCCGGAGCGUGAACGCGGUGUACGACGCGUGCGUGCUCCGGUACUCGGCGGCGCCAAUCCCCGACGCCGCGGACCUCGACUACGAGCCUCCGGUCUCGGUGCGCGCUGCCUGGGUGCCCCUGAUGUGCAAGCUCGCCGGCGGCAUGGAAACCUCGCCGCUGCGGAUCUCCAACGACAGCACGCCGUACUCGGGUCCGCAGAAGGGCCGGAUGUACGGCCUGGCGCAGUGCACCAGGGACCUCAACGCCAGCGAGUGCAACAGGUGUAUCUCGAGCUACGCCGACAAGCUGUGGAGCCUGUUCCCCAACAACAUCUCCGGUGCCCUCAGGGGGUACAGCUGCUACCUGCGGUACCAGGUGGGCGCGUUCGACGUCACUCUGCCACCGGAGCCGGCGCCGCCGCCGUCACAGGCGGUUCCUGGUACACGUCCGGCUUACCCGCCGUCACCACAGGAAGUUCCAGGGUCUUUUUCCCCCGCAUGGCCUUCGUCUUCGUCCAAGACAGGGGUCGUCACGGUGGGCAUGCCCGUCAGUUUGGUCUCCGUCCUGGUCACCCUGGGCUUGUCCGCGUUUCUCCUUCUCCGGCGACAGCUGGAAAAGGAUAGAUUUCGUGAGGAAGCGAGGGAGCAAGAGCGGGAACAGUGUGAUUUCUUUGAUGAUGACCAGCCGGAGAUGGAAGAGGAGUUCGAGAAAGGGACAGGGCCGAAGCGGGGAGCCGUCCUCGACGCCGCCGACGCGCGGCUGAAGGGUGAGUUCGACGCCCGGGAGGUGGAGACGGUGAUGCUCGUCGGGCUCUGGUGCGCGCACCCUGACCGGAGCCUGCGACCGUCCAUCAGGCAGGCUGUCAACGUGCUGCGGCUGGAGGCGCCUCUGCCAAGCCUGCCGGCGAGGAUGCCGGUGGCGACCUACAUGCCGCCGCCUGAUGCUUUCUACUACACGUCUUCGGUUACGACAGGCGGCACCGGCACCACUCAGUCCAGCAUGACAUCCGUCCCGAUGAAAUGA